AUGGGCUCAAUCUUCAGGAGUGAAGAAAUGUGCUUGGUUCAACUUUUCUUUCAGACAGAGACAGCGUACUGUUGUGUUAAUGAACUGGGAGAGCUAGGACUUGUACAGUUCAGAGAUCUGAAUCCAGGAAUCAUUGCUUUCCAGAGGAAAUUUGUGAAUGAGGUCAGGCGAUGCGAAGAGAUGGAAAGAAUUCUACGCUUUUUAGAAAAAGAAAUUACAAAAGCUAACAUUCCAAUCAUUGAAAGUGCAGAAAAUGAUAAGGCCCCUUGCCCAAGGGAUGUAAUUGAAUUGGAGACUGCUUUUGAAAAGCUAGAAAAAGAGUUGAAAGAGAUCAACACGAACCAAGAAGCUUUGAAAAAUAAUUGCCUGGAGCUGAUAGAGCUAAAGUUCCUUCUUCAGAUAACAGAAGAUUUCUUUGAAGAGGCAGAAUCCCAGCUGUCAGGCUCUGAGCUACCCUCUGAAGAGUCUGUCUCUGUAACAGGAUUUUCAAGGAGGCACAGCAGUACUAGUGGAGGAGGACGUCUGAAACUGCGUUUUGUGGCUGGAGUGAUCAAACGAGAAAGGUUUCCUGCUUUUGAAAGAUUGCUAUGGAGGGUGUGUCAUGGAAACAUUGUCUUACGUCAUGUAGAAAUCAAUGGCCCAACUGAGGAUCGUAUGGCUGGUGAGUUCAUCAGUAAAGAUGUGUUCAUAGUUUUCUUCCAAGGAGAACAGUUUAAAAGCAAAGUGAGGAAGAUAUGCGAUGGGUUCCAUGCCACAGUGUAUCCUUGCCCAGAAACCUUGCAUGAAAGAAUGGAGAUGAGUGCUGGUGUAAACUUGCGACUUGAGGAUAUACACAUGAUACUUGACCAGACAGAAAAGCACCGUAACAAUUUGCUGCUCUCUGCUGCUAAGGAUAUUCACAAGUGGAAUGUUAAAGUCAAGAAGAUGAAGGCAAUUUAUUACACGCUAAAUCUUUGUAACAUUGACAUUACCCAGAAGUGUUUAAUAGCUGAAAUCUGGUGUCCUGUUACAGACCUUAAAAAAGUCCAUUACACAUUAACAAAAGAAUCAGUCCAGAACGGUUCCACCAUGCCUCCUAUUUUGAACAGAAUAGAGACAAAACAAACUCCUCCAACCUUCAACAAGACAAACACAUUUACUGCUGGAUUUCAGAACAUUGUUGAUGCAUAUGGUGUAGGAAACUAUAGAGAAGUCAAUCCAGCCCCUUAUAGCAUCAUCACCUUCCCUUUCAUUUUCGCUAUCAUGUUUGGUGACUGUGGACAUGGACUAAUCAUGGCAAUGAUGGCUCUGGGGAUGAUCUUGUAUGAAAAAUACCAUAGAAACAUAGAGAUGAAUAAUGAGAUUCUAAGUAUUUUGUAUCAUGGACGCUACAUUAUUCUGCUAAUGGGACUCUUCUCAAUCUACACUGGCCUCAUAUACAAUGACUGCUUCUCAAGAACUUUCAACCUCUUUGGAUCAGCCUGGAAUGUCAGAGCUAUGUUCCAGCCUAAUGGACCUUGGAGUAAUGAAACUUUACAGAAGUCACCCAUACUCCAGUUGAAUCCUGCCGUGCUAGGAGUGUUUUCAGGAAAACCCUAUCCAUUCGGCAUUGACCCAAUAUGGAACAUUGCUGUAAAUAAGCUAACAUUCCUGAACUCCUACAAGAUGAAGAUGUCAGUCAUCCUGGGGGUUAUUCACAUGCUUUUUGGAGUCACACUAAGUUUAUUGAACCACAUUUACUUUAAGGAACUUAACAACAUUUUCCUGGAGUUUAUCCCAGAGGUCAUUUUCUUGACUGCUCUGUUUGGCUACUUGGUCUUCUUGAUAAUCUUCAAAUGGUGCAUUUUCACCGUGUAUGAGUCUGAAAUUGCACCCAGCAUCCUUGUUCACUUUAUCAACAUGUUAAUGUUUACCUACAGCGGUCCAGCAAUGACACCUUUCUACUGUAAGCAGAGGAGUGUCCAAACAUUUUUGGUUCUCAUUGCUCUGCUCGCAGUUCCGUGGAUGCUCCUUAUUAAGCCCUAUCUGCUGUACAGUGACCACCAAAGAACAAAGCAUAAGUUCAGCUUUGGCGAUAUCUUUGUACAACAGGCUAUCCAUACCAUUGAAUACUGCCUAGGCUGUGUGUCAAACACUGCCUCAUACCUUCGCUUAUGGGCCUUAAGCUUGGCUCAUGCUGAACUUUCUGAGGUGUUGUGGCACAUGGUUCUACACAAUGGCUUCACAGCAAAUAAAGGCUUAAGCGCUAUUGGGCUCACAAUCAUCUUUGCUGUCUUUGCUGUUCUCAGUGUAGCCAUUCUACUCGUCAUGGAAGGUCUUUCUGCAUUUCUGCAUGCCCUGCGUCUACACUGGGUGGAAUUUCAAAACAAGUUUUACAAAGGAGCAGGCUAUAAAUUCAUUCCCUUCUCAUUUACAGACAUAUGUAAAAAAUAA
This is a messenger RNA of Carcharodon carcharias (great white shark), 2412 nucleotides long. Its product is annotated as V-type proton ATPase 116 kDa subunit a1-like. Gene Ontology annotation, molecular function: proton-transporting ATPase activity, rotational mechanism; ATPase binding. Lineage: Eukaryota; Metazoa; Chordata; Chondrichthyes; Lamniformes; Lamnidae. The transcript is spliced from 19 exons. Gene Ontology annotation, biological process: proton transmembrane transport; vacuolar acidification. The record is from RefSeq and is a predicted model, not a curated record. Gene Ontology annotation, cellular component: vacuolar proton-transporting V-type ATPase, V0 domain; vacuolar proton-transporting V-type ATPase complex; plasma membrane. Bases 1 to 2412 code for a protein of 803 amino acids.